CCCCAUGCAGCCCUGGCAGUGCCUCCGGCGCUUUGCCCUGGCCUGGUGGGAGAGGACCGCGGAGGGCAGUGCCCGCACUCCCCGGGAGGAGGCUGGACCAAGGGACGCUGGGGGCCGAGGGGAGCCAGAUCCGGAGCGGAGCAGCCCCCCCAUGCUGUCUGCGGACGAUGCCGAGUACCCGCGGGAGUACCGGACCCUGGGGGGAGGGGGCGGCGGGGGCGGCGGGGGCCGGCGCUUCUCCAACGUGGGGCUGGUGCACACGUCGGAGCGGCGGCACACGGUGAUCGCCGCCCAGAGCCUGGAGGCUCUCAGCGGGCUCCAGAAGGCGGACGCCGAUCGCAAGCGUGAUGCCUUCAUGGACCACCUGAAGAGCAAGUACCCCCAGCACGCCCUGGCCCUCCGAGGCCAGCAGGACAGGAUGCGCGAGCAGGUUGGCGGCUGGACCGUGGACCCUGUGUGCCUCCUCAGCUCCCUCUGCUCCCACCUCCAUGGCGACUCCGCCCCCUCCGGGGCUGGCCAGCCUGCCCAGACCCGCAGCUCGCGUCACACUCAGGGAGCCCAGCCSGGGCUGGCAGACCAGGCAGCCAAGCUGUCCUACGCCUCAGCUGAGUCGCUGGAGACCAUGUCGGAGGCUGAGCUGCCCCUGGGCUUUAGCAGGAUGAACCGCUUCCGACAGAGCCUGCCCCUCUCUCGCUCAGCCAGUCAGACCAAACUGCGAUCUCCAGGGGUGCUGUUCCUGCAGUUUGGGGAGGAGACACGGCGCGUGCACAUCACGCACGAGGUCAGCAGCCUGGAUACGCUGCAUGCACUCAUCGCGCACAUGUUCCCGCAGAAGCUCACCAUGGGCAUGCUCAAGUCGCCAAACACCGCCAUCCUCAUCAAAGACGAGGCGCGCAACGUCUUCUACGAACUGGAGGACGUUCGGGAUAUCCAGGACCGCAGUAUUAUCAAGAUCUAUAGGAAGGAACCACUGUAUGCUGCUUUCCCUGGCUCACACCUCACGAACGGGGACCUUCGGAGAGAGAUGGUGUAUGCUUCGCGGGAGUCAUCACCCACUCGGCGACUCAAUAACCUGUCGCCGGCACCGCACCUGGCAUCUGGUUCGCCGCCUCCCGGGCUACCAUCUGGGCUGCCGUCGGGGCUGCCGUCGGGUUCGCCAUCGCGCUCGCGUCUCUCCUACGCUGGGGGGCGCCCGCCCUCCUACGCUGGCAGCCCCGUGCACCACGCGGCAGAGAGACUGGGAGGUGCCCCUGCCACCCAGGGCGUUAGCCCCAGUCCAAGCGCCAUCCUGGAGCGUCGCGACGUCAAACCGGACGAGGACCUGGCGGGGAAAGCGGGUGGCAUGGUGCUGGUGAAGGGCGAGGGUCUCUACGCCGAUCCCUAUGGGCUGCUGCACGAGGGCCGCCUGAGCUUGGCCGCGGCCGCCGGCGACCCGUUCGCCUACCCCGGCGCAGGCGGCUUGUACAAACGCGGCUCGGUGCGCUCUUUGAGCACCUAUUCGGCCGCUGCGCUGCAGUCGGACCUGGAGGAUUCGCUGUACAAGGCGGCCGGCGGUGGCGGCCCGAUCUACGGCGACAGCUAUGGUUUCCGCUUGCCGCCCUCCUCACCACAGAAACUGGCCGACGUGGCAGCGCCCCCCGGAGGGCCCCCGCCGCCUCACAGCCCCUACUCAGGGCCACCUAGCCGGGGCUCGCCGGUGCGUCAGUCUUUCCGAAAAGAUUCGGGCUCUUCCUCGGUCUUCGCUGAGAGUCCCGGAGGCAAGACCCGCAGCACCGCGGGCUCCUCGACAGCCGGAGCCCCUCCUUCCGAGCUCUUCCCUGGGCCUGGGGAGCGCUCGCUCGUCGGAUUCGGGCCACCAGUACCAGCCAAGGACACGGAGACCAGGGAGCGAAUGGAGGCCAUGGAGAAGCAGAUUGCCAGCCUCACAGGCCUGGUGCAGAGCGCCCUACUUCGAGGCUCAGAGCCUGAGACACCCAGUGAGAAGAUUGAAGGCUCCAAUGGAGCAGCCACCCCAUCAGCACCAUGCGGGUCAGGCAGCAGAAGCAGUGGGGCAACCCCUGUGUCUGGCCCUCCCCCUCCCUCAGCCAGCAGCACCCCUGCAGGGCAGCCCACAGCUAUCAGCCGGCUGCAGAUGCAGCUGCACUUGCGUGGCCUGCAAAACAGCACCAGUGACCUGCGUGGCCAACUUCAGCAGCUGCGAAAGCUCCAGCUCCAGAACCAGGAGUCGGUGCGCGCGCUGCUGAAGCGCACAGAGGCGGAGCUGAGCAUGCGCGUGUCCGAGGCGGCGCGGCGGCAGGAGGACCCGCUGCAGCGGCAGCGCACCCUGGUGGAGGAGGAGAGGCUGCGCUACCUCAACGACGAGGAGCUCAUCACCCAGCAGCUCAAUGACUUGGAGAAGUCGGUGGAGAAGAUCCAGAGGGAUGUGUCCCACAAUCACCGGCUGGUACCCGGCCCUGAGCUGGAGGAGAAGGCGCUGGUGCUGAAGCAGCUUGGGGAGACACUGACGGAGCUCAAGGCUCACUUCCCUGGCCUGCAGAGCAAGAUGCGGGUGGUGCUGCGCGUGGAGGUGGAGGCAGUGAAGUUCCUGAAGGAGGAGCCGCAGCGCCUGGAUGGGCUCCUCAAGCGCUGCCGUGGGGUCACAGACACCCUGGCGCAGAUCCGCAGGCAAGUGGAUGAGGGUGUGUGGCCACCCCCCAACAACCUCCUCAGUCAGUCCCCCAAGAAGGUGACAGCUGAGACUGACUUYAACAAGGGGCUGGACUUUGAGAUGCCACCCCCCAGUCCUCCACUGAACCUCCAUGAGCUGAGCGGACCGACCGAGGGAGCCCCUCUCACCCCCAAGGGCAGCAACCCCACCAAAGGCCUGGAUACUUCUGGCAAAAGAAGUGUGGACAAGGCUGUGUCUGUUGAGGCUGCAGAGCGGGACUGGGAAGAGAAGCGGGCAGCUCUGACCCAGUAUAGCGCCAAGGAUAUCAAUCGGCUGCUGGAGGAGACGCAGGCAGAGCUACUCAAGGCCAUCCCGGACCUGGACUGUGCCAGCAAAGCCCACCCGGGCCCAGCCCCCACCCCGGACCACAAGCCCCCCAAGGCACCCCAUGGCCAGAAGGCAGCCCCCCGAACAGAGCCCAGCGGGAGGAGGGGCUCAGAUGAGCUGACAGUGCCCCGAUACCGUACGGAGAAGCCCUCCAAGUCACCCCCGCCACCCCCUCCCCGCCGGAGCUUCCCUUCCUCCCAUGGCCUGACCACCACACGCACUGGAGAGGUGGUGGUCACCAGCAAGAAAGACUCAGCCUUCAUCAAGAAGGCUGAGUCUGAGGAGCUGGAGGUGCAGAAGCCCCAAGUGAAGCUGCGGCGGGCUGUGUCUGAGGUGRCCCGCCCUGCCUCCACGCCACCCAUCAUGGCCUCUGCCAUCAAGGAUGAGGACGAUGAGGACCGCAUCAUCGCUGAGCUGGAGGUGUUUGAGAGAAGCUCAGUGUCUUCCCUACCCCCCACGCCCCGUCGCCAGCCGAUCCCCACCUUGGUGUCCCCCCAGGACCUGGGGCCCCCCGGGGGCACAGCCCUGGGCCCCACAUGGAAGAGUGGUGGUGGCAGCGUGCCGCCCAUGAAGGUGGUGACUCCAGGAGCCUCUCGGCUGAAGGCGACCCAGGGCCAAGCAAGCAGCCCUGACAAAGGAAAGCACGGCAAGCAGAGGGCUGAGUACAUGAGGAUCCAGGCCCAGCAGCAGGCCACUAAACCAUCUAAAGAGAUGAGCGGGUCGAAUGAGACCUCAAGCCCAGUCUCAGAAAAGCCCUCGGCUUCCAGAACCUCCAUCCCUGUAUUGACUUCCUUUGGGGCAAGGAAUUCUUCCAUCUCCUUCUAGAAGCCCCUCACGCCUCCACCCCAGCCUGUCUUCUCCCUCGCUCCCGUCAUCUCUCCCUACUCUGCUUUCCUCCAUCCCCCCACCCUGUUCUCCAGACCUGGGAAGGGUUGUCAUGGGUGUGGCCCUCCUCAGC
Molecule: messenger RNA, 3992 nt
Organism: Urocitellus parryii (Arctic ground squirrel)
Lineage: Eukaryota; Metazoa; Chordata; Mammalia; Rodentia; Sciuridae
Source: RefSeq, a predicted model, not a curated record